Molecule: messenger RNA, 4916 nt
Organism: Lethenteron reissneri (Far Eastern brook lamprey)
Lineage: Eukaryota; Metazoa; Chordata; Hyperoartia; Petromyzontiformes; Petromyzontidae
Product: oocyte zinc finger protein XlCOF6-like
Biological process (GO): regulation of DNA-templated transcription
Molecular function (GO): RNA polymerase II cis-regulatory region sequence-specific DNA binding; DNA-binding transcription factor activity, RNA polymerase II-specific
Source: RefSeq, a predicted model, not a curated record
CGUCACGAGAUACCAGGAAGCUGCCGAUCAUUGCGCGCGCUCACUGAGAUCCGAGCUGAUGCUUCCUCUGACGCUUCCUCUGCAGAAUUGAUCUGAUGGAGCAAAGGCACUCAGCGCAGCUCGGUACAAGAAGGAAACAAUGCAACCAGUAUGCAAACAGCACGGAUCGUACUGGAAAUUUGACACAGCACCAGAGAACACACACAGAAGAGAAACCUUUCAAGUGCACUGUGUGUGAGGAGGCAUUUUCACAGUCAUCACAUCUUACAAUACACCAGAGAACACACAUGGGAGAUAAACCGUUCAGGUGCACUUCCUGCCCGAAAGCGUUUGCACAUUCAUCACAGCUUAAAAUACACCAGAGAACGCACACAGGAGAGAAACCCUUCAAGUGCAGUGUGUGCGGGAAUGCGUUUGCAAAGUCAUCAUAUCUUCAGGGCCACCAGAAAACACACACGGGAGAGAAACCCUUCAGGUGCCCUCUGUGCAGGAAGGCAUUUGCACAGUCAAGAGAUCUUAGGAGCCACCAGAGAACACACACGGGAGAGAAACCCUUCAAAUGCAGUGUGUGUGAGAAGGCAUUUGCACUGUCAUCAAAUCUUAAAAACCACCAGAGAACACACACAGGAGAGAAACCUUUCAAGUGCACUGUGUGUGAGAAGGCAUUUACAGAGUCAUCAUAUCUUAAAAAACACCAUAGAACGCACACAGGAGAGAAACCCUUCAAGUGCACUGUGUGUGAGAAGGCAUUUGCACAGUCAUCCAUUCUUCAGAGCCACCAGAGAACACACACAGGAGAGAAACCCUACAAAUGCACUCUGUGCGACAAGGCGUUUACAUGGCCAUCUGUUCUUCAGAGCCACCAGAGAACACACACAGGAGAGAAACCCUUCAAGUGCACUCUGUGCGGGAAAGCGUUUUCACAGUUAGCACAUCUUCAAAGACACCAGAGAACACACACAGGAGAGAAACCCUUCAAGUGCAUUGUGUGUGAGAAGGCAUUUGCAUGGUCAUCAAAACUUAAAAGACACCAGAGAACACACACAGGAGAGAAACCUUUCAAGUGCACUGUGUGUGAGAAGGCAUUUGCACAGUCAUCAUAUCUUACAAUACACCAGACAACACACAUGGGAGAUAAAUCCUUCAGGUGCACUUUGUGCUCGAAAGCGUUUGCACAUUCAUCACAUCUUAAAAUACACCAGAGAACGCACACAGGAGAGAAACCCUUCAAGUGCAGUGUGUGUGGGAAUGCUUUUGCAAAGUCAUCAUAUCUUAAGAGCCACCAGAGAACACACACGGGAGAGAAACCCUUCAGGUGCCCUCUGUGUGGGAAGGCAUUUGCACAGUCAAAAGAUCUCCAGAGCCACCAGAGAACACACACGGGAGAGAAACCCUUCAAAUGCAGUGUGUGUGAGAAGGCAUUUUCACAGUCUUCAAAUCUUAGAAAACACCAUAAAACACACACAGGAGAGAAACCUUUCAAGUGCACUGUGUGUGAGAAGGCAUUUACAGAUUCAUCACUUCUUAAAAAACACCAGAGAACACACACAGGAGAGAAACCCUUCAAGUGCAGUGUGUGUGGGAAGGCAUUUUCAAGUUCAUUUUAUCUUAAAAUACACCAGAGAACACACACAGGAGAGAAACCGUUCAAGUGCACUGUGUGCGGGAAGGUGUUUUCACGUUCAUCAAUUCUUCAAAAACACCAGAUAACACACAGGCAUCAGAAGAUCCCCAAGGAGUGUAGUCUGAAAUCGACUUGUGAAAGUCAAAGUGCUGCAAUGAGCCCAUCCCUCCUGAAACAAGAACCAGAAGAAAAUUCCAGCUUGGAAACUUUAAAAGGUAUCAAGGUGAAAUAUGAAGCGGCAAAUGUGAAAUGUGAAGAGGAGACAGUGAAGAGUGAAGAAGUGAAGGUAAAAUGUGAAUAUGAAGAUUCAACUCCAAAAUCGGACCUUGACAUCGAUGGAGGCAACGUGAAGCAGGAGGAGAAUUCUGACUGUGAAGCAGAGCGAGGCAACUCCCAGCAGUUUGUGGAAGUGGAGGUGUGGGUGGACUUCUUAGACAAUACAAAGUAAAAUGGAGACCCUGUAGAUGUGUAAGCUUGAGACAAUGAAGCUCCAAUAGGAUCACCUUUGUCACGGGCCUUUAAUGAAAAUAACGUUAAGUUGAACACUCAAUUCCUAGGUUCAACCUGCAGAGUAAGCACGGACAGUAUUUGUGGACCUGUGGGUUUGGUAGAUCUCUAACCAGGAGCGAGAGCCAAUAAGCUCCCAAGAAUUAACUAUGUUAUAAUAAUAUUAGCAUUCAUAUUGUGCUUGCUUAAUUGCCUCAAAGCUACUCGGAGUUUCGUAUCAUAUCUCAUCACAAACACUCGAAGAGCAUGUUUUAUAUAUGCCUUUUCCAAAAAUAUAUGUUAAGACUGAUUCUGCCUUUUUUUAAAAUUUAUUUAGAUCAGGAUGUAGCGCUGGGACACAGAAAGGAUGAGUACCCCUGCCUCCUACCUUGCCACAAAAGACAGCUGGGGGAUAAUUUCUCACAAGUCUGCUUGGGAAGUCAUAACAUUUAAUACAAAAACUGGCAAACCCAAGGGGGGGCGAAUGAAAUUCUGCGGGAAAUCCCCAGUUGACUUCAAGAGAAGGAAAUAACCCACAAAACAAACAUAAGAUGGAAACAGCAGGGGUCACGAACCUCCCUGGACAGUGAAAUCCACCCAAUGGCAGUACAUCAUUAAGAGCUGACUGGGAUUUUAAAAAUACAACAGUAAAGUUGGAAGCUUAGCUAUAUCUUCAACCUCAGGAUAUCAAAAUCUAACUUGAGAAUAAGCACGGAUCCCUGGCGAUACAGACGGGGAACAAAGGUAAAUAAAACUCUCGGAAUAUCUUUGGUAACAACUAUGGUAGUCCACGAAUUUUGGUUAAGCAUGAACCAAAUAAUUAUGAAAGUAUUAGACCUAGGGUCAUUCAGAAGAGAUACAAUGCGAAAUAUGUCAAUCACACACGACCAAGAUAUAAUAUGUAUUCCACGGGAUCAGACUCACCAACCCCUUUAUUUUCCACUAGCUAACAGCACAGUAAAUUACGUAUGCAGGGGGCGCCUCCCCCUAACAUCAAAUACCACACAAGAAUUCCAAACCGCGACGUGAGUGCUGUGAACACUGCUCAAAACGUACUUAGAGUCGCUUGCAGAGUAAAAACUGCGGGAAGUUGUACGGUACCAAGCUGUAAGAGGUGUAAAAUUAUUUUAAAAAUUUCCAACACGUGAUGAGAGGACGGAAAACAUGGCAAUAGCAAGCACACCUGUGCACAAUAGGUCACGACUUCAAAAGCCACAGCGCCCCUUUUUGAGAGAGACUGCACGUGUUGAGGUAAAAAAAAUGUAACACUGCCAACCCGUGAUUGGAGCGUGGGGAACGCUGCCCAAAACGUGAACGGAAACAUGGCUGUAAUAAAGACAUCCGGGCAACAAACAGCCUAAGCGACUUCAAAAGGAAAACAGCUGCCCCUUUGUGAGAAGAAAGAGCCUGAGGUGGAAAAAUUCAGAUAUAAUCAAGAACAUAAGAACAGAAAUCAAGUACUGCGAGUGGCAGGCUCCGGGGAUUACCCUCGUGACUGGCAAGAUUGAUAGGGAGCCCUGCAUCGGCAGAAGCCACGCAUCACUGAGAGUUUUUAAAAAAGGAUUGUGUCAUUGAGAGAGGCUGCCAGCCAAGGCUGGUACUCGUAGUAUUACAAUACAAACGUGGGGAAAAGUGCUGUAGCAUUACUAUUCCCGGGGCGAGGUCGCUGUUUAUAGCCAACACAUGCGAUCAUAGAGUGACAAUCGUUAUGAUUGUGCUCAGAUCAAAGUCAACCCUUCGAGGAAAAACUCGUGCAACCACUAUUCAUGAGAGUCCCCUUUAAAUUGCAACCCACAGGCAAAGUUUAGUUUUACGGUUGGAUCAGAGACUAACACGGAAUGAUAUAACUUGAUCUGUAGCGUGCCCUCUGCAGCACAAGUCGUACAGACAACUGGAAGAGGACUCUUGAAGAGGGGGGGGUGAGACGACAGGCGUUGUCUCUCCAGAGUCCAGUCUACAAGGAUCAACAGUGUCUGGUGCCAAGGGGGGUGACGCGCGGCAACCAGCGGACGAGCUGCGUGCGCUGUCUGGCGACGGGAUCAUUGCGCACAUUGACGUAGACAAAGCCGGGCCCAACAUCCCUGCCAGCACAGGUACCGCCGACAGCGUGACCAAUGUGCCGACUCAGCAACCAUCCCAGUGGUGGAGAGAGACUUGACGAUACAGCUGAGAGCACCGUGUGUUCGACACACGCCGACCCAGCGCUGCACCUCGGAAGCCGCUAGCUCAACAGUUAGCAAGAAGACAACACACAACGCGCAUAUUGGUACUGAUAAGAUUGUUCCAAAAAGUUAUCUUUGUCUUUCGAAAAGAGUUGCCAUCCUAAGGUGGUGCGUUAACUAUUAGUUCAUCGUGAAAAGCAUUGUUUUGUCCCUUGAGUUACAUGAAUACGGUCGUUUAAAAGUAUUUUAGUUAUUCGUUUUCUUUUGAUCACAGAAUCUUGCCCACGAAUUCAUCGAUGUUAGAUUAGCCAAUUAAUAAGCAUCUGUUAGCCAAACAGGCACAACUAUCAUGCACACUUGUUUCAGGACAUUUCGUUAAAAUCAUAAUCUUACCAAUUAAUUAAUUGUCUACUUUUGCCAUUGGGCAAAUAUUUCUUUAGCACGUUUUCCUAACGCAGUGUAUGGUCGCGCUACUCUGAGGAGUUAGGCGAUUGUUCUGUUACUCAGUUUUAACAAACGUAACCAUUGAGGGUUAAUUGUACGGAUCAAUGAGUAGGACAUCUUCAGGAGUAUGGUGUUGACAAUUCCGAUCAUAAGUGUGUUCGCAUAUUAGAGUGAUAUUAAAGUUUCUUAACAUAGAAGAG